AUGGCUUUCGGAACUCUCUUCACCACCGCCGACCAACCCCGUGCCACCGCCAUCAAGGCUGUCGCCAAGGCCAACGGCCUCGAGCUCAACAUCUCCAACGUUGAGGCUGGCAAUCCCACUGCUGAGCACCUCAAGGCUCACCCUCUGGGCAAGUACCCUGCUUUCCUCGGCGAGGAUGGCUUUGCCCUGAGCGAGAGCAUUGCUAUCGCCAUCUACGUCACCUCCCAGAACGAGAAGACCACCCUUCUCGGCAAGACCAAGCAGGACUACGCUUCCAUCCUCCGAUGGAUGUCCUUCUUCAACACCGAGGUCGCCCCCAAGAUCGGUGCUUGGAUCAAGCCCCUGACCGGUGCCUCCCCCUACAACAAGAAGGCUGUCGAUGACAUCUCCAAGGAGGUUGCCCGUGCUGUUGACGCUGCUGAGGAGCACCUCACUCACCACACCUACCUCGUUGGUGAGCGCAUCACCCUGGCUGAUCUCUUCAGCGCUGGCCUCCUCUACCGCGGCUUCCAGUACUUCUUCGACAAGCAGUGGCGCCAGCAGCACCCCGCUGUUACUCGAUGGUACGAGACCAUUGUUAACCAGCCCAUCUACACUGCCGUCGCCGAGAAGCUCCCCUUCCUGGAGACUCCCGUCCUGACCAACACUCCCCCCAAGAAGCCUGAGCAGCCCAAGCCUGCUAAGGCCCCCGCCGCCGCCAAGGCCGCUCCCGCCGCUGAGGAGGAGGAGCCUGCUGCUGCCCCCAAGGCUAAGCACCCUCUUGAUGCUCUGCCCAAGGCUUCCCUUCCUCUCGAUGAGUGGAAGCGCCAAUACUCCAACAGCGAGACCCCCGCUGCCCUCAAGUGGUUCUGGGAGAACGUCAACUUCGAGGAGUACUCCAUCUGGAAGGUUGCCUACAAGUACAACGAUGAGCUUGCCAUGACCUUCAUGUCCAACAACCUCAUCGGUGGCUUCAACAACCGUCUCGAGGGCUCCCGCAAGUACCUCUUCGGAUGCACCUCCGUCUACGGAACCAACAACGACUCCGUCAUUGAGGGUGCCUUUGUCAUCCGUGGCCAGGAGUACGUCCCUGUCUUCGACGUCGCUCCCGACUACGAGAGCUACGAGUUCACCAAGCUUGACCCCACCAAGCCUGAGGACCGUGCCUAUGUUGAUGCCCAGUGGUCUUGGGACAAGCCCGUCAUUGUCAACGGCAAGGAGUACCCUCACGCCGACGGCCACGUCUUCAAAUAA
Trichoderma harzianum CBS 226.95 is the source of this 1233-nucleotide messenger RNA. RefSeq lists its product as hypothetical. The transcript is spliced from 4 exons. The record is from RefSeq and is a predicted model, not a curated record. Bases 1 to 1233 code for a protein of 410 amino acids. Gene Ontology annotation, cellular component: nucleus; cytoplasm. Gene Ontology annotation, molecular function: translation elongation factor activity. Lineage: Eukaryota; Fungi; Ascomycota; Sordariomycetes; Hypocreales; Hypocreaceae. Gene Ontology annotation, biological process: translational elongation.